Molecule: messenger RNA, 2149 nt
Organism: Xenopus laevis (African clawed frog)
Lineage: Eukaryota; Metazoa; Chordata; Amphibia; Anura; Pipidae
Gene: mturn.L
Product: MGC83242 protein
Exons: 3
Coding region: 308-703 (131 amino acids)
Source: RefSeq, a predicted model, not a curated record
UCGGUGACGUCACGUGGGUUGACACCCGCGCUACAGAAUUGGCGAGGCCGGGCCCGCUCUGACAUCACUGAUCUGCAUUGCCUGCGUCACAUCAGCAACCCUACUCCAAGCUGCGUGUUUAGGGCGGCCGACAAGGCGAACAAUACCCGGGCAUCCUCUGCAUAUCCGUGGCCCUGCCUCCCCUCAGCCUCCCUACACUCUUCAAGAGCAGCAUGUAAACAAUGCGCCCAUAGGCUACAGCGAGCUGCCCAUCGCGGGAAGCGGAUACCCAGGGGAUCGCGGGCUGAUUGGGGGAAGAGAGCCGAGGAUGGAUUUCCAGCAGCUGGCGGACGUGGCGGACAAAUGGUGCUCCAAUACUCCCUUCGAUCUAAUCGCCACCGAGGAGACCGAGCGAAGAAUGGAUUUCUACGCCGACCCCGGGGUCUCCUUCUACGUGCUCUGCCCCGAGAGCGGCUGCGGGGACCAUUUUCAUGUAUGGAGUGAGAGUGAGGACUGCUUGCCUUUCCUACAGCUAGCCCAGGAUUAUAUUUCCUCCUGUGGCAAGAAAACUCUGAAUGAAAUACUGGAAAAAGUCUUCAAGUCUUUCAGACCUCUGCUUGGCCUCCCUGACGUGGAUGAUGACACUUUUGAGGAAUAUAACGCAGAUGUGGAGGAGGAGGAGCCAGAAGCAGAUCACCAACAAAUGGGUGUCAGCCAGCAAUAGAGUCUUUAGUGGGUUCCAAAGUAGAGAAAUUAAUUCCCAAACUAACGUAAUAGUUAUUACAUUUUUCAAAAAGCAGAAAACUCUCCCCCAUGGAGCUUUAGCUAAGAACUGAGCUGCCCAUCUAGCCUGUUGACCGAAGAGUUCCUAUGAGUGUUCUCUUGCUUUCCACCAUUCUCAAUUCUAGAAUUAAGCUUUGUUUUGGGCGGUUGUGUUGAGACUGGAAUGUGACUUGAUAUAAUGAAUGUAGCACACUGAAUACUGAGGCUGUGUCUAUAUAUGGGGAAAGCUAGAACCUCAUUUUGGUGCAAGUGAAAAACAAGCAGGGAUUUCAGUUAUUCAUUUUUACUUUUACACUAGACAAACAGCAGCAGGCAUGAAUGCUGAGAAUGCUGAGAAAAGUGUUACUGAUUAAACAUUUCCCUUAAAAUUGGGUUCUGGAACAUGAAUGAAUGGUGGAUGUGUAUUUUUAUGGUGAUAUCAGGAUAAACACUACUAAUCCGAAUACCUAAUUUAUUAUUUAGACUAUCCAUACAGUCUUGCGCAGCUAGGCCAGACACAAAUAUGUACAUCUGCACACCCACAGUAACUGACGCCUCUGUCUUCACUAGAUCAGGAAAUCUGAUUAUGUUGCCUGGUAAUAACCCCUUAUUCACUGGAUAUUAUAAACCAUGCUUUAACACAUGGGGGUAAAUUUAUCAAAGAGUGAAGUUCCGCCACUAGAGUGAAAUUCCGCAGCUCUCAAUUAAUUUCUAUGGGAUUUUGAAAGGCGUAUUUAUCAAUGGGUGAAAGUGAAAGUUCACCCUUUGAUAAAUAUGCCUAUAAAAAUCCCAUAGAAAUAAAUGGAGAGUGGCGGAAUUUCACUCUAGUGGCGGAACUUCACUAUUAACUUCACUCUUUGAUAAAUCUACCCCAUGGCAACUGAUAUUCACUGUAUAACAGAACGCAAAUACAUGUUCCCUCAAAUUAACACAUUUUAAAGUCUUAUAAUAAAAUGCUAUAAAUCUUCCUAUUGGGGCACCUUAAGAUAUUUCCAGACAGUAUGAGUAAUCCCCUGGAGACUAUAUGAAAUUAAAGGGAAAUAUUUUAAAAUUUUAUUCUGAUCAUUGUGCUCAAGCAGAUAUUCAAAGCAUGCAUCAGAAAUAUUGCAAAGCUUGCGAGCAGGAAUAGUAUUAGACAAUAAAACGGUAUAGGGCAGCAUGCAAGGUAAGAUGAGAAAUAAAUAAAGAAUGUUCUCUGUGCAGUCUCUGUGAUUAAAACGAGACCAUCAAAAAACUGGAUAAUGCUUCCAUCUCUCUCUCUCUUCAUUGUGCCACAUGGUUAAUACUGAAAUCUAAAAUAGGUUUCCAGCCAGUUUCAGUGCUGCAAAGUCUAUAUAUUGCAUAAUCUGCUAAUUUUGUGGUCUUCAACAUGCAGUUCAAUAAAUGUAAUCAGUAUUUGUGGUUUUAA